Messenger RNA from Erpetoichthys calabaricus (reedfish), 7239 nucleotides. RefSeq names its product transmembrane protein 164. NCBI's taxonomy places the organism in Eukaryota, Metazoa, Chordata, Cladistia, Polypteriformes, Polypteridae. The transcript has 6 exons. The record is from RefSeq and is a predicted model, not a curated record. Bases 691 to 1632 code for a protein of 313 amino acids.
AUUAACAUGCUUCGAGAGCCGCCGUGUAGCAAAAUCUACUUAACGUAGUUUGUCGCCUUCCGGAAGCCCGCGUUAGUAGGGAAACUGUAGCUUAUCAGUCGAGGGUGUCUGUAAAAUAGGAAUGUCGCUUAGGAUCGGGCAGUAUCCCUGAGCUGUGGCUGCGCGCGGAAAGGCUUGUGUUUUUGCUGUAAGUUUCUCGAUCCCCCUUGUGGUUCCCUCAGCGUGAUCGUACAACCACAAGGUUUUCAAGCGUGGACUUACGUGGGCCCUGUUCUGCUGGCUUAUACCCUCACUGCACGCCAGCAAGAGGACCGCUUUGUAUUUCGCGGCAUGGUUCAAGCAGGCGGCCAGCCGUUUGUCAUGUGUGAUUUAUGGCGAAGUCUAAUGGCAUGCAACCCGAUCGUAUAAGGAUCAAAGGAUCAUACAUCAUAGUUCACGACUCGGUGGAUAGUGUAAUAAAAUAUUUGCCGUAAAAGGAUUUCGGUGGACCUGUCAGUGCACCCUGAAACCAGAUCCUCUUCUCUGGCAAAUUGCGGUACACUGUCGGUGGACAGUUGGGAUUACAAUCAAACUUUCACACUUGAACAAAGUGCACGUUGAUACGCGGGGACGUUUGCUCUGCUGUGGUCCAAAACAGAAUUUUAUUACAACUAAUAAAAAGGGAUUUCGCAAAGUGAGAUUUCGAAAUUGAUGAUUCGUCCGGAAGUGAAUGUCUUAGCUUUUAUCCCGUCUUGGUUAUAUCGUUUUCAAGGCGAGCAGCGCAACAUGUCCAGAUACCACAUCUCUAGCCUCCUGGACUGGAUAUAUGGAGGCGUGGACCCUAAGUUCGAGGGCAAUGGGGGACCUGAAUGUGCCGCCUUCCUUACCUCUAAACAACGCUGGGUUGAGAGUCUCGUCAUUGUCAUAAUAUCUAUCUUCGAGAUCGUACUGGCACUGAGGAUGAUUCAGGUAUCCAAAGAACUGAAAGAAGCUACCAGGAACGAACGACACUCCAAAGAAGAGAGCCUGGGCAAGAACGUGCUGCUUGUCGCGGUCUGUUUAACUUUCGGAGUGGAGGUGGGCUUCAAGUUUGCCACCAAGACCAUCAUCUACCUACUUAACCCGUGCCACGUCGUUACCAUGUUGCAGAUUUUUCUGCUUGCUUGUCCUCCCUGUAAAACUGCAACCAUUGUAUUUCGGUUACAAAUGCAUAUGCUUAAUGGAGCACUCUUGGCAUUAUUGUUUCCCGUUGUCAACACAAGGCUGCUGCCCUUCGAGAUGGAGGUCUACUACAUCCAGCACAUCAUGCUCUAUGCUGUACCGAUAUACUUGCUCAGGAAGGGAGGUGUUUACAAGCCUGAACCUUUGGCACAGUUCUGGUGGUCUUUUCUUUCGACUGGCCUCCUCUUCUUCUAUCAUUUCACAUUCUUACAAGUCCUUGGGCUGGUUACUGAAGUGAACCUGAACAACAUGCUCUGUCCAGCAGUCUCAGAUCCUUUCUAUGGUCCCUGGUAUCGGAUCUGGGCAUCGGGACAUCAGACAAUCAUGACAAUGACUCACGGAAAACUGAUCACGCUCUUGUUCCACCCUGCUAGUCCAAUCUACAAAUGCGUCACAGAUGUGAUCACACUGCGGACUAAGAAAAUUGCUUGAUAAUCUUCUUAGAAGUUGAGUGUUUACAGCUUAAUGCAAGAAAGAUGACAAGACAGAAAAAACAAACAAACAAACUGUAAUGUGCUUCUAGUGUGGCAUUCAGAUUAGACCAGCAUAUUCAGGUCUUCACUGCCCAUACCAUUCUAGUGGCCUUGCCUCCAUUUUGAAAAAGCUUAGUUGGCCAUCUUUGUGUUUCUGUAAUUCCAAAGCCGGUAGUUUUAAGUUAGUCAUUCUCUAAAGGGACCAUUUGUAUUUUUUAAGGCCUUCUAGCCUCCUCCUCAUUAGAUACCAAAAUGUUUUCAUGUUCUUAACAUAAAUGCUCCAUAUUGCACAACGUUUAAACAAAACAAUCUGCCAAUAACUUCACGAUUCUUAAGACCGUUAAUUUAUUAUAUUUAUUAUUGGGUCAGAGGUAAAAAGGUAACACAUUUAUUGUUCAUUCAGCAGAGACCACAGUUUUUGAGCAGUAAUGUAUGAAAUGCCGGUGAAGUUAAAAAUCUGAAAUACGGAGUGCAGUUUCUAUUCCAUAUCGACCCUUCGCUCAAAUGCACAGAGCGACUUUUUAUUUUAUUUUUUUUUAACCGGAGACAUUUCUUUUGGAAUAAAACUGAAAUGGGAGAACUUGUAGUCCAUGCAUUACUGAAAAUUAUUUGUAGCAAGUUGUAUUUCUGUUUGCUCAGAUGAGGUCGAGUGGAACAGACGCCCGCCCGCCCGCUCUUUUACAGCCAGCAGACAGUGGCAGUUUCAUUCAAGUUUACUGGAGUAGUCGAGAGGAGUAUUUGUGCCCGGUUUAGUUUUUUUACGAUGUAUUUGAUACCUUGCGAUAACAAAGGGAACGCAUGCAGGUCUGAACGUUUGAAACAAAUGGUAUCCUUGGUGGUACGCAUCUUACUUGGGAUGGAUACAGGAGUUUGACGUGACAUUCUUCACUUGCGCAACUCAAACACAAAGUCGCAUCAAAUGGAACUUUUGCUGAUUAGCAAGUGAACGCGUCCCCAGUAGGUAGGUUUUUAGUUCAAACUUGUGCUCUAUGCCUUACAUUCUAUUUUAAACACAGCAAAUGAACACUUGAAGGGAUUUUAUUACAGGUUUACGGUAUUGGGCCUCGGGUUGUUUUAAGAAUCAGUGGGUUGAGAUAUCGCUAUUUUUCCUUCGAUUGAUCGGAGCUCAUUCACUGUUUUAUGGUGAAGCAGUUACACUCAGACACUUAAAUGAAGCUUUAUCUAAAAAGGGUUAUUUUAUUUAAAUCCUAAAAAGUUUCUAAAACAAUUGGCUAUAAAAAGGAAAUCUACUUACUAUAGAAAUGAAGCCAAAAGCUAAAGAGUUUCACAAUUUAGACGUUGAAUGACAUCAUGUAAGGAAGAUCAGCAGUGGUUUGGCCAACUGCAUCUAAGCAGAGGGAAUAAUCAAGCAGGCUAUGAUAUUCACUUCACGCAGAUCAAAACAGAGGACAACUUGUUACAAAAUCACUUCCAUAGGCAGUCAUUCAUUUAGGCUUUGUAUCGUAGCCUCAUUUUAUGCAUUGCAGAUGCCAUUUGGAGAUCGAGAAGGUCUCCUCCCAGCAUGUUACCAGGCAAAGAUGGGUACAGCUUCCUAACUGCAAUUCUGCCAGAGGGGUGAUGGAGUUGGCAGCAGGUGACAGACUUUAGAGCUGGACAUACUGGAGGAGUUGGCCAUCAGAUGCUAGUUAUGAGACCUUAAAGCAGGGGUGUCCAACUCCAGGUCUGGAGGGCCGCAGUGGCUGCAGGUUUUCAUUCUCAUGCUUUUCCUAAUCAGUGACCUGCAGUUUUCACUGCUAAUUAACGUCUUUUCACUUCAUUUCAAUAGCCCUGUUUUUAAGGAUUCAGCCCGCUGAAUUGAUUGGUUUCUUCGUGAAAUGGCAGCCAAAUAGAAAUGAGACACGAAACGAGCCAACAGAUGAGCAGCUAAACUGGGAUUUCAAACUCCAACCAAUCUCUUAAUGAAAGCUGAUUCUUGCUGUUAAUUAAGCCCGUGAUUUAAUUUUGUGGCCUGUUGCUGCUCUCAUUCUGCCACAGCAGACAUUUCCAAAUCUGUUGAUUUUCUGUUUGUCAAAAUUUUUGGUGACCUGAGAGAUCAGCCUUACCGAGACCUUCACCUCUCUUUAAUUUCAGAUAUUGUGUGCUGGGCACAGGGGAGCCGGUCAUGUGGCGGAUCGUUGUGUGUCUCUUUAUUGUUUGGCUGCAAAUUAAAAAGAGAGACAGCUAAGGGGCCUGAGUCAAGUUAAUUAAAACUAAAGCAAAAGAAGUUCAUUAGCAUUAAAAACUGGUCACUAAUGAAGGAGAUGGUCAGAAUGAAAACCUGCAGCCACUGCGGCCCUCUAGGCCUCAGGGGUAUUUUUCAUACGUGGAUUAGUCGUUUAGCCGGAUGUAUUUGUUGACGAUUUGGCCUGAUCCUGGAUCUGUCGGUUUUUCGAAACUCUUGCUGGAAGUGUUGUCAUAGCAACACAUCCUAAUCCUCAAAGCUGCUCGGAGCAGUUUGUUCUACCUAAACAAGGAUUACUUUACACACGUAAUCAGUGUCCGUGCGUGGAAUUCAUCCAGUCAUGGCUUCGCCGUUCAUGAAUGAGCGACCAAUUGAUAUCGGUGCACAAAUUAUAAGACGAGAAUUUCAAAUAGAGAGGGUUUGUGCGAUCGGCAAGAUCCUUUAUUGCUCUCGGAGGAAAUUCUUUUCGAAAGAUACCACUUUAGCCGAGGGGGAAUAUUGUACCUCAAAGAUUUAUUAGUACCUUAUAUUCGAAGUCAAACUCGGCGAAGUCGGGCUCUCACAGUCACACAGACAGUAUGCAUUGCUUUGAGGUUUUUUACAAGCGGCACUUUUUUUAUAUACUGUAGGCGAUGAGGAAAAUCUAACUAAAAGUGUAGUUUGCCAGGCAAUUCGUAAAGUUUGUUUGGCUCGGAAAUAUUUCCUUCGGGUUUUCAUGGUGUUUCCUGAACACCUGCGUGUGCAGACAAUAAGAGAGGCGUUUCAUGCCAUUGCAGGUAGGCAACACACAGGCAAAAACACCCACAGUUCCAUAAAGAAUCUCACAAUCAGCCUAACGUUCUCAUUACCAGGAUUUCCAAAUGUGAUUGGGGCACAUGGGACUGAUCAGAGUGGAGUUUGGUCAAACAUUAUUUGGAAAAUGUACCUCUCCUCCUGAUGAAUAAUCAGACACAGUGUCUUCAUCAAAUAUUUGACCUUUGUCAAUAUCUCGUUGGUCAGACACAAGUUCAAGGGAUAUGACAUUCCCUGCAACUGACCCAACAAAAAAGAGGGCUACAUGGAACAUACCUAUGGCACACAUGGAGGACAAAUAUAUGCAAUGACCAUCCUUUACCUGAAAUGAAGUGACCACUGCAUCCUGCCACUGGUUCUGAGGAGGAGCUUCCCCCUGGAAUGCCCUCAGAAACAGGGCGAUGGGCAUUUUGCUGGAGAGCCAACUCUUCAGCAGGGGUUAGGUCUGGACCGCGUGGACCUCCAGCUGUUUUUUGCUUAUCUGCCUUCUUAUUAGCUUUAAAAUUAAUUAAAUUUGGGCUGCUUUUGCAGUGUUGCCCCUUGUGCAUAUUAAAUCUUGAAAUUCUUCAUGUCCUUUGAAUAAAAGGUCUUGCGCCGCGUGUGUGAAAAAAAAAUGCGCCCGUUCUUUCGUCAUUUUGUUACAGCCUAUCAAAGACUUGCUGAUCAUGUUUUCUAGACUCAUAUGGGCUUUUCACUCAGCGCAGGCGCGCGCAUUCAUCUCGGAUGAUUAGAUCCAGCUCGACUAAUUUAAUACACGGCUGUGUUUGAAAAACCGACUUAUCCUGGAUGAGUGUCACCGGCAUUAACUUAUCCAAGAUGAGGCACCUGAUCUCAGAUGAUUUAAGCGACGUACGAAAAAUCCCCCCCUGGAGUUCGACACCCACGCCUUUUCUCGAGGCUGUAAUUUAGGGGUCCAAACACACAACCUCUGAUCGAGAAUUCAUGUACUCCUAGACCCCCAAAUGUGCUAAAUCAGCACUUUUGCUUGAAGUUUGGUGCUAUGACAUUGCUUACGACAACAGCAUUUUAUACCUUGGACAGACUCCUUUUUAUUUGUUGACAAAACAAGCCAGUAGUUUAGUCAUUAAUACAAGAAGCAUUUGUAAUUUGUAUUUAUUUUUGAGAAUAUUUGGUGCAAGAGCCAACCUUAAAAAGUUAACGUUAAAAUUCAGUAACGUUGGGUAUGUUGGAGAAGUGAGAACUAUGUAGUUGUUGAUGACAAAAAGCGUAUUUCUGUUUUUAUUGUUUUAUUUAGUGUAGUGAUUGAAGUAAUUCUAGGAGAAAUGUUUAUUUGGUGUUUGCAGGCCAUUAUUUGAAUAUUUUAGAGAUGCUAGCAGUCCCUGGCUUCUCUCGACAGUCGACGCUCUACAACAGCAGCCAUUGGACUCCUCAUUUAAACAUCGACUUGUUGAGGGACGUCAUUUGAUUAGAAAGGAUGGCCACGAUGGCUUCCGGUCUAUUGUGGAGAUUUUGGAGGGUCCGCUUCCCAACGUAUUUGCUGUCGAUGGUACGUUUUUGAUUGUGUGCUGCGUUUUGCUCAAGUUUGUCUCUCGGGUUGUGUGGUGAUCUUUGUUUUAGUGUUUGUGAUGCACAUGGAAGUGAUGGAUUCUGCUGUUCAAAACGAGCAUGGCAAUGUCUUAUUUGAGUGUGUUGUAUUGUGAAAGAGAUUUAUUUCACCAAAAAUAACACUGCGACAUUUUUGUUACCAUUUAUCGUUGUGCGUACCCUGAACGGAUUCUGGAUGAUCAUAAAAAAGUUCACAAGUAGUCGUCACGCUUCGCCGUAAUGGUAACAACCUGAAGUACCAGGAUGAAGGAGUCUACCACCGCCCUGUCAAUGAAUAAGUGGAAUUUGUUCUUUUCCAGUCAGCUGCAGUUUCAUUCACUUUUCAUCUUUGUUCAUGUUCGGUCGUGUAGGCCUGUAUCGAAGGCAGACUUUGGGCACACUCCGUGUCUUCCUCCGUGAUCGAGCCUGUUGCCUUCUGCUACGAUUCGUGAGACUACAUCCGUGUGAGAUCACAGGACUGUAUUUACUUGACUCGGCUCUAAUCGACACUGGUUUGAAUGGUAGAAUUAACAUGUGAUCAUUCAUCAAAACUCGCUGCAUUAUGGGAAAGAAAAAAAAAAGUCGUCCAGCUCAGUCUGAAGACACCACAACCCGGAGUCGUUCACCGUGUGUCACCAAAUUCAGCCAGUGGCUCAGUCGAGGGGCCGAGGCGAAGUUCUGUUUGUUGGACGAAUCCGAGAGGUGAGCUCAGAGGUCACAUGAUGGCUGCUGCUUACCCUCCCAGUAGAAAUGAUGAAUUUGUCUUUAGCACCGCAGUUUCCAGUGUCACGUUAUGCAGUCUUAGGGAUGACGGUCAUUGGCAAUUCACUUAAGAUGUUAAACACCACAAUAAUGCCUUCGUAGUCAAUUAUUUUAAAUUAAAAUGUGUGUUAACUAUUCACAGUUUCGGUUUCUUCUUCUCCCACUGAUUAUUUAGGACGAUGGCUACUGUGACCUGUUGUAUUUGGUGGAAAAAUCAAAAGUGACCCUGUGCUUUUACAUUGUGUAAAUGUUAUUUUGUCAAAUAAAUGAGUGAAACCUUUUGCA